AUGUCAAUAUUAAAGUCCCGAGAUAAUUCUGACGUGGGAGCAAAACGAAUAUCGCAAUGGGAAGGAUUAAUGCGGAAGUUUUCUGAAUCUCACAAGGAGCAGUGCAAGUCAGUUUCAUUGGACAUUCCCCGUAUUCAGCGAUCUGUCAAACAGUUCCCGACGGGAUCGCAGUACGAAGGCACCUGGGAUGUUCUGGGGAUGAGUGGAUACGGCGUGUACACGUUUCCAAAUGGUGUUAUUUAUGAAGGAGAGCUAGAUGACGGUUUAUUUCACGGCCACGGUGAGCUUAGGUACCCUAGCGGGGAAACUUUGCGUGGUCAAUGGAAGAAGGGUGUACUAGUUGAAAAGACACUGGUAUUCGAUGAUGGGUUGGAAUAUGACGAUGUAGACUGGAAAUACUGCAGAAUGCCCGAUAGAAGGUUUACAAUAGAAAUCAACAAUGGCUUACAACCAGCUGGGCAGUCGUAUAUAACACCUGAACAACCGUCGCGAGACAUACCACCAGGUUACUACGACACCGGCGAUGGAUUUUAUGACCCAAAGACUAAAGUGGUGUACAGUGUACACGAUUUGACAGCGAUUAUAAGUUUCAUCAAAUCUAGUAUACCAUAUAGAUCUCCAUCUGUGCGUGAACAAAAAUGGAUUAUAGAAAACUGUCGCACCAACCCCAUGGAACCUUUAGGACCUCGAAAAGAUCUCUACGAAGAAUGGCUGGAACCCUUGCUUAAACUUCCUCGAAACUCCCGUCAGGACUCCACAGCUUAUGUUCCUUCAACGAAAUCAACUCCUUCUUUCCAGCAAGAUUAUGACUCCGUGUACGAAUUUGGAAUGUGUUUUUGGAGAAAGCCGUCAGAGGGAACAUGGAAUAAGCGGCUAAUUAAAUUUGAACCAUCGGCUCCAAAUUAG
Leptosia nina is the source of this 906-nucleotide messenger RNA. Lineage: Eukaryota; Metazoa; Arthropoda; Insecta; Lepidoptera; Pieridae. The record is from the annotation of a GenBank genome assembly.